AAACCAUAAUUGAAAAUCAAUAAAAAUUAUAUGAGAAUAAACUUCAUCAAAAUAUAAUCAAACAAACACUUAUACUCAUUUUUGAAACCCAGAUCCAAUCACUUUCAGAUAAUUAUACUAAAAUAAAUGAAUCCUAAGCUUCACUUAUCUUUAACAACAAGCCAUGACAUCACAUCAAAAAAUGUCAUUUUAGAGACAGCAGGAGCAACACUCUGUCGAAGGGAUAACCAAUUGAAUAAGCUGAGGAUGAACUCAAGCGUAAGGCCUUAUCCUUCAUUGCCUCCUCAUUUCCAACUCAUUCUACUACUGGACAAAUCAGGCCAAGAACUAUAAAUAGAGAGAUAAGAAGACUAGUUAAUUAUAAGGAAGUAAUAACAGUACUAGCCAAGUGGGUAUCCUCUUAAUUGAAUACCAACUUGGAGAAUAAAACAUUUGAUUAUUCUUCUUUUCUUCUAAGAUUUCAAACAAGAAUCAUGGCUGAAGGUCUCAAGCAGAAGCCUUGUGAAAUCUUAUUACCAAGUGGAGAAGAUGACUAUGAUGAUUGUGAUGGUUCCAUGUUCAAUGCGGAAGAUGACGAGGUUUCUUUCUCUUCUUUUUCAUCCAACUCAUUAGCUGGGCCUCUCUAUGAGUUGUCCUCACUCAUGGCUGAUCUCCCUAUCAAGGGUCUGUCCAAUUUCUUCCAGGGGAAAUCCCAAUCUUUUUCUUCUCUCACUGAAGUGAAAUGCAUUGAAGACCUUGCAAAAAAGGAGUGCCCUUACAAUAAGAGGAUGAAGUCUUACAGGCGAAAUGAAAAAUCAAAAUCAUACAUGAAUCAGAAGCUAUAUUAUGCACCAAAUCAUAGUAGUAGAAUCAUUUCAAAGAGUGCUACUAGGAGUUCUUGUGGAUCUAUGCUGGGAAGAAGCAGAAGUAAUAAAGCUUCAUCAAUUUCGAUACAGAAGAACUAUCUAUAUGUUCUCAUCAAAGAAAAGGAAGAGGAUUAAACAUCUCAAAGAUGGGAAAAAAUUGAAGUUUUCAUAGCAUCAUUACUAUAUAAAAAUUAAUUCAUCCAAUGAAUAAGUAACAUCUUCGAAGAGGAUACUGAAGUUUGUAGAGUUUACCUAUAUCAAUUCAUUCAAUUGGUAGACUAGAAGUUUUAUGUGAUAGAAGUGAAAGCUUAAGACUUCAAUCAAUUAAGAGUUUAAUGUAUUUUUGUCAUAAUAUUGUUGUCGCUGCUAUCUAUAUCUUUUGUGAAUGGAACCAAAGCUUUUACCGAUCAAAAUUUCAAGAGAGAAUCGGUCAUUAGUAAGUUGCUAACUCAGGCAUAUAAAAUCCUUACAUGUUACUCUUUUCUAAGUAUACAAGUAGAAGCUGUUUUA
Dendrobium catenatum is the source of this 1355-nucleotide messenger RNA. RefSeq lists its product as uncharacterized. The coding region runs from base 474 to 980 and encodes 168 amino acids. The transcript is spliced from 2 exons. The record is from RefSeq and is a predicted model, not a curated record. Lineage: Eukaryota; Viridiplantae; Streptophyta; Magnoliopsida; Asparagales; Orchidaceae.